UUUUAUCGUCGUGCACGAUUCCCAAAGAUUCUCCCUUUAAUCAUCUUCAUGGCGGAGACGGCUUUCCGUUUACAACGUAGGAUUAUUCGAUCUUUUCACAUCACUCGUGGAUACAUCCUCCUAUUUGCUUUUUUUUUUUUUCUAUUGCUUCCGCACACAUGCCAUGCUUGGCUAUCCAUGUGAUAUGGAGAUGGGUUUCAGAUCUUGACAGCUUUCUUCUGCUCCUUCUCUCCGCCGGUCUUAUGAUCUGUCUCCUCUGUUCUCCAACUGUAAGCUUCAUUCCAAAGACCAUGUGGUUUUUAUGCGCUUCUCUGCAGCUUUGAUUUUUUUUAAUUUUUGUUUUGAUCAUUGGUCGGAUCAUGAGAUAAGUGGACCGAUCUGCGUAGGAAAGGAGGUCCAGUGACUGCGAGAAAUAGGAAACUCUUCUCUGUUGUCUCGUUUUCUGUAGGGUCUCAGGCUUCUCUUGUUGUAGGGAAGAUGAAGGAUAAUUGGAGCAGAGGAGGAAAUGGAACCAUCUGGCAUUUCCGGCUCUGCCUUUGAUGAUACUUGACGCAUGGGCUUUACUUGGAACUGCUAAUCGGAGAAAAUGAGAUCUGUGGCCAUGGAUAAGAAAGCUUGCUACAAGCAUUCAUCUUCAGUAGAAAAUUAUGCUUCAGAAAGUUUUGAACUCCACAAAGGGAACAGCAACGGUAUGGGAUCUCAUCACAGCAAGGCUUUAGGUUCUCGCAGUAAGCAAACUCCAUCAAAGUGGGAUGAUGCCCAAAAAUGGUUGAUUGGUUUCUCCAGUGGAGGAAAUGAUGGCCACUCUAACAGCAAGCCUCGGAAUUCGAAUGCAGAAGACAGGAGACUUCUGCAUUGUGCAUCGCAGAGGGGCAGGGAUUCUUGUAGCAGUGCUGAUGUGGGCUUGGAAGAAGAUCUAGCUCUGCGAAAUAUCAUUCAAGAAGAGGGGGAGACUAAGAAGAUAGAUUGCAGUGAUUUAGUUUGGAGGGUCAAUAAACCUAUGGAGGAUUCAAAAUUAGAAGUCAAAGCAGUUUCUUUGAGAGAUUUCGGCACAGAGAUGACUCCCAUUGCAAGCCAAGAUCAUUCCAGGACUGCUACUCCAAUCCGAGCAACAACGCCAGUUUUGACAAGUCCCAUAUCUUCCAGAUCUUCAACCCCAGGAAGGUGUCGUCAAGGGGGAAAUUCCUUUGAAUGUUUCCACACAGGGGUAAAGAAUUUACAGAGGGACAAUGAAGCAGUGCUUUUUGGCACAGCUAGUGGGAAUGGGUGGGCUGUAAACAGGGAAGGUACUGCAGAUGGUCGGAAGGUGGUGGGUGAUAAUGAUUUCGAGCAGAUGAAGAACUCUAAUUCUCUGGAGUCUAGAGCAAUGGCUUGGAAUGAAGCAGAACGAACAAAAUACAUGGCAAGGUUCAAGCGUGAAGAGGUGAAGAUACAAGCUUGGGAAAAUCAUGAAAAGAGAAAAGCUGAAAUGGAGAUGAAGAAGAUAGAGGUGAAAGCUGAGCGACUUAAAUCUCGAGCUCAGGAGAAACUGGCUAACAAGUUAGCAGCAACAAGAAGGAUAGCAGAAGAGAAACGCUCAAAUGCAGAAUCCAAACUAAAUGAGAGUGCUGCAAGAACAGCCGAUAAAGCAGAUUAUAUUCGAAGAACAGGCCAUUUGCCAUCCUCCUUUUUUUUCAAGCUUCCUUCACUGUGUGGAUAAUAUCCUCUUCCUUUGAGGACUGUGUUGCCAGUUCUUCUGCCUAAAUGCAUGCAUAUUAUGUUUCAGAAAGUGUCUGUGUAUUCAUUCCACAUUCGAAUCUGUUCGACCGUUGAGUUUUGCGUUAUCAUUCAAUAAGUGCUGAAA
Molecule: messenger RNA, 1843 nt
Organism: Dendrobium catenatum
Lineage: Eukaryota; Viridiplantae; Streptophyta; Magnoliopsida; Asparagales; Orchidaceae
Exons: 4
Coding region: 587-1699 (370 amino acids)
Source: RefSeq, a predicted model, not a curated record